This is a messenger RNA of Mesocricetus auratus (golden hamster), 3763 nucleotides long. RefSeq names its product serine and arginine rich splicing factor 10 (gene Srsf10). The transcript is spliced from 7 exons. Gene Ontology annotation, molecular function: RNA binding. The coding region runs from base 150 to 803 and encodes 217 amino acids. The record is from RefSeq and is a predicted model, not a curated record. Lineage: Eukaryota; Metazoa; Chordata; Mammalia; Rodentia; Cricetidae.
CGGGAGCGAAGUCUCGCGAGAAGAGGCAGUUGCCGUAGCGGAGCCCUCUGGCUCUGUGAGUGUGUGAGUGGAUGUGAGCCGCCGCCAGAGCCGCGGACGGUUUGCUCAGCCCGUUAGCGCCGCUGGUCCAGACUCCCGCCGCCGCCGCCAUGUCCCGCUACCUGCGCCCCCCCAACACGUCUCUGUUCGUCAGGAACGUGGCAGACGACACCAGGUCUGAAGAUUUACGUCGGGAAUUUGGUCGUUAUGGUCCAAUAGUAGAUGUUUAUGUUCCACUUGACUUCUACACUCGACGUCCAAGAGGAUUUGCAUAUGUUCAAUUUGAGGAUGUUCGUGAUGCUGAAGACGCUUUACAUAAUUUGGAUAGAAAAUGGAUUUGUGGGCGUCAAAUUGAAAUACAGUUCGCACAGGGGGAUCGGAAAACACCAAAUCAAAUGAAAGCCAAGGAAGGAAGGAAUGUAUACAGCUCUUCACGAUACGAUGAUUAUGAUCGAUAUAGACGUUCUCGGAGCCGAAGUUAUGAAAGGAGGAGAUCGAGGAGUCGCUCUUUUGAUUACAACUAUAGAAGAUCUUACAGUCCUAGAAACAGUAGACCGACUGGAAGACCACGGCGUAGCCGAAGCCAUUCCGACAAUGAUAGAUUCAAACACCGAAAUCGAUCUUUUUCAAGAUCUAAAUCCAAUUCAAGAUCACGGUCCAAGUCCCAGCCCAAGAAAGAAAUGAAGGCUAAAUCACGUUCUAGACCAAACUGCAGCUGGAAUACCCAGUACAGUUCUGCUUACUACACUUCAAGAAAGAUCUGAAAGCGGAAAAAAGAACCAAAGAAGGGCAGUUCAAGCGACCAAAGGGUGGGUGGAAGGUGCUGCAGUAUGAAUACUGUACGAAUAUUUUGACUCUGGUCUGAAAAGAUAAAAGAAUUAUCGAAAGCUACAUGGAAUAAUUGAAGUCCCUUCAAGUUUGAAAGUAAGCAUUUUAGGACAAAUAAAAGGAAAUUCAACUUUGUACUUGUGGAAACUAAUCCCUAAAUAUGAAGAGGUAUAUAUUGACUCAUGGGUGGCAAAUCCAUGAUAAGUUAUUGGAAACUAGGAUGUCGGAAUAUCAAGGAAGACAGCCAUAGUCUCUAACAGUGCCUCUCUUGGUCUGUCUCAAACUAAAUUGGAUGGUAAAGGUAUGGUCCAAUAUAAAGUUUUUCUUGGUUAUCUCUUAAAAGUCAGUUCCACUUAGUCAGUGUUGGCAGGUCUUGCCUUUGCUUAUUCCAGUGCCAGUAUUUUCUGCUUAAUUGUUUGUUUUGUUGGCAUCUGAGUUAUUUACUUGUAUACCAUGUGCAGUUUACAUCUAACCACUCCUUCCCAGGUUAAUUCCACUUAUACUUGACAUCCAACCAUGAGGGCCCAUCUCUUUCUCACCUCUUGCCUAGACAGUAUGUUCAACAGACAUUUACUGAAUGAACCCUGACUGUGGGCAAGACAUUAUACUGGAUAAUUGGAGAAUAGACAGAUAAUUAGUUAAGUAUCUGAGUACAGUCUAGUGAAUCAUUACAGUGUGGCUAUAUCUUGAGGUGUAUUGUGACAAUACUUCAUGCCAUUCAUGUCCUAAUGUAAAUUGUAAACACAACAUACUAUCAAAGAUAAGUAAUUUUAUGGUUGUCUGCCAUUUUAAGUUAUAACAACAAAUAAUGAAGAAAAGCUGUGAAAAGCAGAUUUACUGUGCAGUGGUUAAUAUACUAGAGUAAUACUAAAUUGUUAGCCCCUGGCUCAGUCAAACAAAUAGAUAGUCCCCAAAAUAACAAGUAUAUAACUUUGUACUAAAGCAGACCCUGGGUGCUAUAAUUAGAUUAUUUUGAGGCAGACAGCUGUUACCCCAUGGACUUAGCAUAUUCUGUAUUGGGAAAAAAUGUUUACCAGAUCCGACUUUUUAGUGAUCUACUUGUACAUUUUAUGGGGGACAUAAUUCUGCGUGUAUAGUUGAUAACUUUAUAGUGUCAAUGUUUUUGAUUCCUUGGUUCCUUGUUAGGAUAUGAUGCUUGUUUAUUGAUUCCAUCACUUUUGAAUUUUUGUUGUAUUUUGCCACAUUUUUAAGCUGUCAAAAUCUGAAAUCUGGAAAGUGUAAAGCCUUUUAUAACAAAUUUUAAAAUGUGAUAGGAUUACACAUAAAUGAAGGGAGGUAAAAUGAAGGUUAUUUUAUCUGUGUUAAAAACAAAGUUUUUUUAGUCUGCCCAAACUUAAAAAGGCAGCAGGUACCAGGUGAGAAUUAUAAAUUUUGGCUUCAUUUUUGUUGCUGUUUUUAUUUUGAAUCAAGUUGGAAAUGCUUUUAUAGUUUUAUUUUCAAGGACAUAAUAAAAUUGAUAAAAACUGAAUUUAGCAUUUAUUUCAAGAUUAUAAAUAACUAAAUGUAUUUUAUACCAUACAAACUCAUUAGCAUUGGAUUGGUUUUAAAGAUAGAGGUUCUGUGUAUCUGUGCAGUUCAUGGGUGUUUUGUUCCCUACCUCCCCUCUCCAUUUCCUUUCUAAUUGAACUUAAGGCCUUCCAGAGGAGAGAAUUGAGUUGUGUAUUCACAUGAGGGUUUUGUUUUAAUUGUACUUUUUGGGUUUCUUUGCUUUUAGGGGUUUCAUUUGCUGGGAAAUAACCUUGUUCAUUUACAAGUACAAUAACAGUACUUGACAGCUCUUAAGUUUAAGUGUGGUAAAUUAGAAAGGGCCCCUGUGGUUCAGGUAGUUGUAGAGUUAAAUUGUUUUAGUCUUGUCUACUGUGGUUUUCCAUGUAUAUUAAAGGCUGUCAAUAUUACUAAGCACUUUCUGUGCCAAGUUGUAUGUUUUCCAGAUAUUCCUACUUAACCUUAAAUCGCUUGUCUUCUGUGGGAAGCCCACCAUGUGGACAGAAAGUUUUGCAUACAUACAUACAUUCAUUCAUUCCUUACUACCUUCUAAGUAUUCCACAAUUGUAGGCUGUUUGGAGCUUGGGUACUCAAAGCUGACUUUUCCAAACUUCAGUUUUCUUUUGAGUCUUUGUUGUGCCGCCCUUUUUUUAAAAAACAACAAAAAAAAAACCAAUAAAGAUGUUCCUUCUUAUAAAACAUUGAGAUUAAAGACUAACUUGAGCACCAAGAAUCAGGAUCAUCAAAACCCUUAGGUGUCCCAGAAAGGAAGUGUUCUCAAUUUUCGGUGAUGAUCUGAUAGAUGAAUAAACAACUAUCAGUUUCCUCAAGGUAGUCUAUUCAUUGUGGAAGAUGACUCUUUGCUCUUAAGUGUUUUCUGUCUCUUCCUCCAACAAUGUUAAUGUUUGUGUAUUUGUAAAGCUGGUUCACCGUUCACCCUGUGUUAAAAGUGGAGGUUUUUUUUUUUUGUGGAGUUGCGGGGAUAAAAGUUUGAGGCAUGUAAAUUUCAUUAGUAACAGUUUGUAAAGAAAGAAAAAAGCCUUUGUAAUCCAGGUGUUUUGUAGAACACAUUGCUUUUGAAUGCUGGAGAGAUUAAAAUAAAAUGGUCUAGGUGCUUUUUUAAAAAAGUAUUGGUUUUUCUGUAGACUUUGUUGUACCUGACAGGUAUGACUACUCCAGUAGACAGUUUUGUUUUUGAGGUUUUAGAGCUCUGUUCUUUGAUGAAGUCAUUACCCUUGAAAAUCGGAUGGAGGGGUGGAAACUGCAAAACUUAGAGCCUUUUGAAAUCCUAGUACAUGUAUUUUGUGCUUAAUAAAGUAAGGUUGUCAUGGAGAUCAUACUACAGUGCCACCAAAAUCACAUAAAGCUUGUACAGUAUGUGGCUACCAGA